Molecule: messenger RNA, 2426 nt
Organism: Neltuma alba
Lineage: Eukaryota; Viridiplantae; Streptophyta; Magnoliopsida; Fabales; Fabaceae
Product: U-box domain-containing protein 1-like
Exons: 1
Coding region: 345-2426 (693 amino acids)
Biological process (GO): cell surface receptor signaling pathway; protein ubiquitination
Molecular function (GO): ubiquitin-protein transferase activity; protein binding
Source: RefSeq, a predicted model, not a curated record
AGCUGAAAAUCAAGUUUGACAAACCAUCAAUGAUUAAUUAUUAUGUAUUUUGGAAUAAAAUAAUAUAAAUAACUGCAGAAGCCCGGAAAGCCCUCCAUAUGGCAGAAGCACGGAAGUUCUUAUUUUCUUCUCCAAGAUGCUUCCUCUUGUCGUUAGCGUCCACAGCUAAAACAGAAAGAGCCAAUAUACUGUGCCUGUAAUUUAAUAGCUCCGCUCGUUGACUAUUCCAAUAAUUAAAAAAGAAAUUUAGAAGAUCUGAGUAAUUCAAUUCUUUGCAGGAAGCCAACCUUUUCAACCAUACAUAAGCUUACAGAAACAUGCUCAAACUGUGACCGAGAAUUAUAAUGGAUGAAUCAUCUCUGCCAGCGACGAUGAUCUUCUCCGGCUUUUUACCAACUGGGUCAUUGCUAGACUCGUUGGUUCACAUAUCGAAUGAAGUUGCCUCCAUGGAAAAGUUCCCUUUUGUUCAACUCAGGAAUGUCUCAUCCAUGAUCAGGAGGGUGAAGCUUCUUUCUUCUCUUUUCGAGGAGAUUCAGGAAACAGAUUCCCCAUUUCCUCCUUCUUCAAUCCUGUGUUUCACAGAGCUCUUCUCUGUGAUCAGCAGAGCGAAGCACUUGAUCCAAGAGUGCCAGGAAAGCAGCUCACUCUGGAGUCUCAUACAGUUAGAGUUUAUUUCCAAUCAAUUCUAUGUGCUUGUAAAGGAGAUGGGAAGGGCUCUAGACAUCCUUCCUCUGAGCUUGCUUAACAUCACAACAGAUAUAAGAGAGCAAGUGGAGCUUCUGCACAAGCAAGCAAAAGCGGUUGAGCUGUUCAUUGAUCCUCGUGAGCUGCAACGAAGAGAGCAGCUUCUGCAUGUAAUGACCCACAACACACUACAGAACAAGAAAAACAAGGGAUUUCCUGAGUUUGGGAAAGUGAAACAAAUGUUAAGCAGCAUUGGUUUGAGAACUCCAUCAGACUAUGAUAGAGAAAUUUCAAAGCUAGAGACUGAAACUCAGAAUCAGGCAGGUACAGGAGGGUUAAUCGUCAUGUCUAAUAUACACAAUCUCAUAUCUCUGGUUACUUAUUCAAAAUCCAUGAUAUUCAGAGACGGCGAAAACGAGAUAGAUGAAGAUUGUAAACCAGCAGUGUCCGCAUUCACACAUAAGAGCUCCGAUCAUUCUUUUUCUUCACUUUCUUCUCAGAUGAUACCGUCAGCGCCUAAUGUUCCUGACGAAUUUCGAUGCCCAAUUACACUUGAUUUAAUGAGAGAUCCAGUGAUUGUAUCAUCUGGGCAUACGUAUGAUCGAAUUUCAAUUGCACAGUGGAUAAACUCGGGACAUCACACUUGCCCGAAAAGUGGGCAAACACUAAUCCACACUGCUCUCGUACCCAACUAUGCACUGAAGAGUCUUGUGCAGCAAUGGUGCCACGAGAAUAACGUCCCAGUGAAUGAGCCGACAUCAUCUUCUUCCUCAACUUCGGAGGAUCCCAGGAGCAAGGACAACUCAAACGAAAAUACCGUCGAUCAUAUCUCGGCUAAAAAAGCAGCCAUAGAUGCUGUCAAAAUGACAGCAGAGUUUCUAGUGGGAAAAUUAGCAACUGGGUCAGCUGAAAUCCAAAGGCAGGCUGCUUAUGAGCUAAGAUUACUAGCAAAAACUGGGAUGGAUAAUCGAAGAAUUAUCGCCGAGGCAGGGGCAAUUCCAUUUCUAGUGACAUUGCUGGGAUCUCAUGAUCCAAGAAUCCAGGAGCAUGUCGUCACGGCCUUGUUUAAUCUCUCCAUAUUCGACAAUAACAAGGUUUUGAUAGUGGCCGCCGGAGCAGUGGAUCACAUAGUAGAAGUGCUCGGAUCAGGAAAAACCAUGGAGGCAAGAGAAAAUGCAGCAGCAGCGAUCUUUAGUUUGACUAUGGUUGAUGACUGCAAGGUAGAAAUCGGAGCCCGUCCAAAGGCCAUACCCGCAUUAGUAGGACUGUUAAGAGAGGGCACACCUAUUGGGAAAAGAGAUGCUGCUACUGCCAUUUUCAAUCUUGCAGUUUACAAUCCUAACAAGGCCAAAAUCGUUAAUGCUGGGGCCGUUCCUUUGCUUAUCGAGCUGCUUAUGGAUGACAAGGCUGGGAUCACAGAUGAUUCUUUGGCUGUGCUUGCUUUGCUUCUGGGUUGUUCUGAAGGUUUGGAGAAGAUAAGGAAUAGUAAAGUGUUGGUGCCUCUUUUGAUUGAUCUUUUGAGGUUUGGGUCACCCAAAGGGAAGGAGAAUUCUAUAACACUUCUGCUCGGGUUGUGCAAGGAGGAAGGUGAAGUGGUGGCAAGCAGACUAUUGGCAAAUCCGCGAAGCAUUCCUUCUCUUCAAAGCUUGGCAGCCGACGGUUCUUUAAGGGCACGAAGGAAGGCCGAUGCUUUGCUUAGACUGCUUAAUAGGUUCUGCUCUCAACCUCAUCAUUCUCUUUGA